GCUUCUGGGGUUUAGUAUACCCACAGACGCCAUGAUCAGCAGGAGGGGAAUCGUAUUCGCCGCUCUGGCCCUCUUCUUGAUCGCCUCCAGCCAGGGCUCGCAGUUUAGCCGGGACGAAAGCCAGGAGGAUCAAGAGACGGAGUUCAACCUGGCCUCCACUUUGACGGGCGGCAUAACCAGCAGUCGCCACCGCCAGCGGGCCCAUCUCAAUUCGCCGCUCUAUCCGGGGCUAAGUCAGCUAGGAGGGGGUUAUGGCGCGACAGCAGGCGCCACUGGAUCCAUCGACGAUGCCCAUGGCCAUGAGCAAGGUGGCUCAAGCGUACGCGUGGCCAGUACGAACUCUAUUGUUUUCCCCGGCAACCAGUUACCCAAUCCGGCACUAACAAUUACAGGAGGACACCAGUUCCCGGCAUACCCGCCGCCAGGAUUUCCAGGCCAACAGGCUCCAGUUCCGUAUCCAGCUGCAGGGGGUUCUGCUUCAGAAGGGUCUUCUUCGGGUGGUUUCCAAAGUACAGGUGCUGGUGGUGCUCCUGGUUAUCCUGCCGCGGGCACAGUUCCGGUUCAGUAUCCCACUGGAGUUCCUCCUGGAGCAGGAGCUCCAGGGUACUUUCCUGGCACUGGCGCCUAUCCUUAUCCAGGAGUGUAUUUGCAACAGUACCCAGCCUAUCCACAGCCAGCUCAGUUUCCGGCCUAUGGAGUGGUUCCGGGUGCAGUUGCCCAGCCAGGUGUUCCUGGAGUAGCUGGAGUGCCUGGAGUACAAGGAGUAGCCGGCGUUCCUGGAGUACAAGGAGUUGCAGGAGCAACUGGUUCCGGUCCUGCCACCAGCAGUCAGAACUUCCAUCGUUAUCCGGCUCACAACCCCGCCGAUCGCAACCACUUGGAUCACCACUUCUCCAUGAACACCGAGUACAAGGAGGAUGGAGUCCACAAGGGACCCUUCGGAGUGCUCAACAACCACAAUGCCUUCGGCUAUGGCAGUGGCUAUGGGGGCGGCUACAACGGCGCCUUCAACUCGCCGGCCUACUGAGGCUGGACGGGAUUACGGGUGUACCGUGAUGGUGGUGUUGAUGAGGCGUGGAGUAACCCGAGUCGUAGUCAUAAGUUGGCGGCUCCCUCCUUGACCAGGGGCAGCUGUCUCCGCCUUUCUUUCGAAGUGUUUGCCCUGCGAAACAAACUUGAUUUCUGCACACCCAACCAAGAUAAUUAGCAAUGCUGGCCAGUUACCAGUGACCAGUUGCACCUUGAACCGGAAAAAAUAAAGCACAUGCAUUCGGCUGCCAUACAGACAGAUAACCUUA
Molecule: messenger RNA, 1298 nt
Organism: Drosophila biarmipes
Lineage: Eukaryota; Metazoa; Arthropoda; Insecta; Diptera; Drosophilidae
Product: elastin
Exons: 2
Coding region: 32-1027 (331 amino acids)
Source: RefSeq, a predicted model, not a curated record